Messenger RNA from Aedes aegypti (yellow fever mosquito), 1196 nucleotides. RefSeq names its product putative hydroxypyruvate isomerase (gene Gip). NCBI's taxonomy places the organism in Eukaryota, Metazoa, Arthropoda, Insecta, Diptera, Culicidae. Gene Ontology annotation, biological process: glyoxylate metabolic process. The coding region runs from base 236 to 1060 and encodes 274 amino acids. The record is from RefSeq and is a predicted model, not a curated record. The transcript is spliced from 4 exons. Gene Ontology annotation, molecular function: hydroxypyruvate isomerase activity.
GCCAUUCGCGUUUCACUUCACAAUAUCGCAGUCAGUUCGCUUUGCGGUCGCGCGAGAGGUCGCUCGAAAACAAUUAACUCAUCAACCGCCCGUCAAAAGCUUAUCACCAUUCCUCGCGAAAGAGCGAACUGCCGUCGUCUCGGCUUGCUUAGCUCCCAUUUCACGGCUCAACAGCAUCGCUGACAGGCCCCGAAAAUAAGUUCCCAUUCGUUAUCAUCUCAGAGUGUUCGAUUCUAUGCUAACAUCCCACCUGAGGUCGAGAAUGUCGCUCAAGUUCUGCGCCAACCUGAACUUCAUGUUCACCGAAAGCGCGGACUAUCUGGAGCGUUACCGGUUGGCCAAAGCGGCCGGAUUCGCUGCGGUGGAGGGUGUCUUCCCGCCGGAUCACGUCAGUGUCGCCGAUUUGGUGAAAGUGCGCGAGGAAACCGGUCUGGAGCAGAUACUGAUCAACAUUGCGUUGGGUGAUGCCCCGGAAGGUCAGUGUGGUUGCGCCGCCAUUCCCGGUCAAGAGGCCAAUUUCAGGAAGAACCUCGACAAAACAGUGGAAUGUGCCAAAGCUUUGCAUUGCAGGAAAAUACACAUCAUGGCUGGGAAGAUAAAUGGUCCUCCGACGGCUCAACACGAUGCAACAUACUUGAACAACCUGAAAACGGCGGCUGCGAUCCUUGAGAAGAACAACCUAUUGGGCGUCAUUGAACCCAUCAAUCAGUACUCCGUCCCUGGUUACUAUCUGUCAUGCUACGAGAAAGCCAUUACCACACUGAACGAAAUCAACAGCCCGAACCUGAAGCUGAUGUUCGACAUUUUCCACGCGCAGCACAUCCGUGGUGACCUGACGAAUGCCAUCCGGAGUUACGCCCAUCACAUCGGACACGUUCAGCUGGCCCAGGUUCCCAACCGGAACGAACCCAACACCGAAGGCGAGAUCAACUAUCCGUACGUGUUGCACACUCUGGAAACUCACGGCUACACCGACUGGGUGGGUUGCGAGUACAAACCCAAGGCUGGUACGGUCCAAGGCCUCGGCUGGUUGCGCGACUUCGGUUACUGGAGCAAGUGAUCGAUUUUGCAUUCAUUCGGCGGGAGUGUAUCCGUACAUGAACUUGACUUUCAGUUGUCCAGCUGAAGACAAACAGAACAGUUGUUAAUAUUUUAGUAGGGGAAAUAAAAGUUUUGAAACGGGGUCAUGUCUGUAA